Schistocerca gregaria is the source of this 817-nucleotide messenger RNA. RefSeq names its product ninjurin-2-like. Gene Ontology annotation, biological process: cell adhesion; tissue regeneration. The coding region runs from base 44 to 442 and encodes 132 amino acids. Lineage: Eukaryota; Metazoa; Arthropoda; Insecta; Orthoptera; Acrididae. The transcript is spliced from 3 exons. Gene Ontology annotation, cellular component: membrane. The record is from RefSeq and is a predicted model, not a curated record.
ACAGUCAGCGUCGGCGCGGCUCUGCGCAACCACGGCAGCCACCAUGUCGUCCACAGCGGCCAUCGCCCCGGAACCUGGCACGCCGAAAACGCUGGACGCCAACCGAUAUGCGACGAAGAAGACGAUCGCGCAGGGCAUGCUGGACAUCGCGCUGCUGACCGCCAACGCCAGCCAGCUGAAGUACGUGCUGCAGGCGGGGAACAAGCACGAGUUCUACUCGCUCAUGGUCGGGCUCAUCUCCACCUCCAUCGUCCUCCAGGUGCUUGCUGGCUCACUCACACUCAUUCUGCUGAGACUUAACAUCAAUGAUCCAAGCAGGCACUACACUGCUGCUGUAAUUAACCACAUUUGCUUGGCAUUUGUUAUGGGUUCCUGUGUAACAAAUACAAUAAAGAUGAGCUUUGGACUAGACCCAACCAUACAAAGAAAUAACUCUGUUUAAAGUGAUCAAGAAUUGUCAAAACUGUAUCAAAAUACUGACACCACAAACAUGAAGUGUGACAACGUGUAGAGAAUAGUGGAGUUUUACAAAUGAUAUGUACAAAAGAAUGAUUUUGAUUCAGUGUUUUUACUUUUUAAAUUAUUUAAUAUUAUUAAAUAUAUAUGAAAUUAUAUGUAUGGUGUUAUUUGGUCAUAACAGAAGUGAAAAAUGUGACAUGUUUACCUACUCACCUAAUUUUUCUAAUGUUGCAGUGAAUAGAUGAAACAUUUUAUAAGAUAAUAUCCUCUUCCCUUCUAGUGUUCAUAUAACAUGAUGUAUCAAUUUGUACAAAAUUAUGUCUGGUUGUCAAAGAGAACUAAAUAGAUCCAACGAAGA